UCGUUCUUCAACGCGUCCUCGCCGUCCCCCUCGUUCUACACUUUCCUUCUCCAUAACCAAAAUGGCCCAGAACGGCUACGCUGCACCUGUCACCCCGGGAUCCACCGGUAUUGGCAUCGCCAACUUGCCCAACCAGAGGCACAAAAUUGUUGCGAAGCGGGGCGGGCACUUCACGAUCAUGGUUGUUGGCGAAUCUGGUCUCGGCAAGACAACCCUGAUCAACACCCUCUUUUCCACCGAACUCUCUCCUCCCAAGAACUACAAGAACCGUCAUGUCAAGGCGCUAGACAAGACGACCGAGGUUGAGAUAAUAAAGGCUGAGCUGGAGGAGAAGGCGUUCAAAAUUAAGCUGACAGUCAUCGACACCCCUGGCUUCGGUGACUACGUUAACAACCGCGACAGCUGGGGACCGAUCAUUGACUUCAUCGACGAUCAGCAUGAGGCCUAUAUGCGUCAAGAGCAGCAGCCCCAGCGCAAUGAGAAGAUUGAUUUGAGGGUGCACGCCUGCCUGUACUUCGUUCGUCCGACGGGCCAUACACUUAAGCCUCUCGACAUCGAAAUCAUGAAGCGCUUAGGGACGCGUGUGAACUUGAUUCCUGUGAUUGCGAGGGCCGACACCCUCACACAGAAGGAUCUCAUUAUUUUCAAGCAACGCAUCCGCGAUGUGAUCGCUGCUCAGGGCAUCCGCAUCUACCAACCUCCCAUGGAGCCCGACGAUGAGCAGAGCAUGGAGCAUGCCAAAAUCCUCAUGGCUGCCAUGCCGUUCGCUAUCAUCGGAUCUACGCAAGAUGUGCAAACUGCUGAUGGCAGGACGGUCAAGGGCAGGCAAUACCCAUGGGGUGUUGCCGAGGUGGAGAAUGAACAACACUGCGAUUUCCGCAAGCUGCGCUACCUCCUUAUCCGCACGCACAUGCUAGACCUCAUCAGCACCACCGAGGACAGCCACUACGAGUCCUACCGCCAGACCCAGAUGGAAACGCGGAAAUUCGGGGAGGGCAAGGUCAAGAAGACCGACAACCCCAAGUUCAAGGAGGAGGAGGAAGCACUCCGGAAGCGCUUCACCGAGCAGGUCAAGAACGAGGAGUCCCGGUUCAGGCAGUGGGAGCAGCACCUCAUCGCCGAGCGCGAUCGGCUCAACAAGGAUCUCGAGCACGCCCACAGCUCUAUCAAGGCACUCGAGGCGGAGUUGGACAACCUCCAGAUGGGCUAUUCCCGUGGCUCUCAGCGGCGUUGAACGCUUCCUUGGCCCGUUGCUCUGUCUCCUUGGUACUCAUACACCCAGAAAUUCUGUGAUACCCGUUCUAACGCUUGUUUUAUUUCCUUCCUCGUAUAGCCCUUCUGUUAUCCGUCACCCUGUCGGUGUACAAUUGCUGGGUUCCCUCGCUACGAGAUAGUCACUCCUUUCCGGUGAAUAUAUGGGUUCAUAGUG
Dacryopinax primogenitus is the source of this 1429-nucleotide messenger RNA. Its product is annotated as septin. The coding region runs from base 62 to 1234 and encodes 390 amino acids. The transcript has 5 exons. NCBI's taxonomy places the organism in Eukaryota, Fungi, Basidiomycota, Dacrymycetes, Dacrymycetales, Dacrymycetaceae. Gene Ontology annotation, molecular function: GTP binding; molecular adaptor activity; GTPase activity. Gene Ontology annotation, cellular component: septin ring; microtubule cytoskeleton; cytosol. Gene Ontology annotation, biological process: cytoskeleton-dependent cytokinesis. The record is from RefSeq and is a predicted model, not a curated record.